Messenger RNA from Dermatophagoides farinae (American house dust mite), 503 nucleotides. RefSeq names its product protein LLP homolog. Lineage: Eukaryota; Metazoa; Arthropoda; Arachnida; Sarcoptiformes; Pyroglyphidae. Gene Ontology annotation, cellular component: nucleolus. Gene Ontology annotation, biological process: dendrite extension. The record is from RefSeq and is a predicted model, not a curated record. Gene Ontology annotation, molecular function: RNA binding.
UCAAUUUUUUAAAUUGUUUAUUUUUAUUUUAUUCUAACAUCAUCGUUUUUGAUUUAUUUUAAAUCAAAACAAAAUGGCCAAAAGUAUUCGUAGUAAACAGAAACGAAAAAUGCGUGCCAUUAAACGUGUUCGAUAUGGACAAAAAGAAUUGAAACGUUUGGUUGAAAUGGUAAAGAAAUCCGAACAGAAUGAAAAACAAGCACAAGAAGAAAUGCAAGCGAUUGCUGUAAAAAAAUUCCAAAUAGAUGUGGACGAAAACCCGAACCAAAAUUCUGAUUACAUUUCAAUGGAAACUGAUCAAAAUGAACGUGAUAAGAAAACUUUGCUAAACAAAUUCGGACAAUAUCCUGACUGGAUGAAUGGACGUCGAUUAAAGCGACAAAAAACGUUGGUGAAAAAAUUGAAGAAAAAAAGAUCCAAAGUUUAGAUUUUUAUUUUUGUAAUAUAAUCUUAUGAUUUAUACGAACAAUAAAAAAUAAUAAUAAAACAUUCUUGAAUUCUAA